UUUAAAUAUCAGAGGGAGUGAGCUCUUCACAUUACCGUGCAGACUGCGCAUUUAACGUCUGUCAGUCAGCUAACUUCAGACGUUGGAAAUUUAACGUCGUAAACAUUGGAUUGAUACACAACUAGUAAAGACAUCGAGAACUAAGAAAUGAGUUCGCAAAUCCGACAAAACUUCCACCAGGACUGCGAGGCUGCCAUUAACAGACAGAUAAACCUGGAGCUCUAUGCCUCUUAUGUAUAUCUCUCCAUGGCGUACUAUUUUGAUAGGGAUGAUAAAUCCCUACCAAAUUUUGCAAAGUUCUUUAAAGCACAGUCCAAAGAGGAGCACGAGCAUGCAGAGAAGCUGAUGAGCCUGCAGAACAAGCGGGGAGGCAGAAUUUUCCUGCAGGACAUCAAGAAACCUGAUAGAGAUGAGUGGGGGAGCAGCCUGGAGGCUUUGGAGUGUUCCUUGCAGCUGGAGAAAAGUGUAAACCAAUCUCUGCUGGACCUGCAAAAGAUGGCGGCUGACCACAAUGAUCCUCACAUGUGUGACUUCAUAGAAACACAUUAUCUGGAUGAGCAGGUUAAAUCUAUCAAACAGCUUGCUGACUGGAUAUCCAACUUGCGCCGCAUGGGAGCCCCUCAGAAUGGCAUGGCUGAGUACCUCUUUGACAAACACACCAUGGCUGAUGAGUGCAAUUAAACUAUGCUGUGACACUGAUGAUCAUCCCAGUCACUGCUGCAUGCCAGCUUGCUUCUGUCCCAGACAUAUACUGCAUGUAACACAGCUUUAUUUAUGUUUGUUAGCUGUCAAUCAACUGCAAAAUUUGCAAAAAGCAUAGAUAGCUCUCUAAACUGGACUACUGCAGACGUCACUUCACAUUACAUUACAGAUUACAGUCGAUCUGAGAGAUGUUUUGUAGAAAUAAAGACUGAGCGAACCUUUAAUUUGUGCCAUUUCACACUUUCUGAUAUUUUUACUGAUCAUUUUAGUGUGUUAUGUCCGUCCUGGUCCAAUCACAACCUAAAAAGUAUUGUUUGAUACCAAACAGCCAAGAGGCAGCAUGGAAAGACAGCGUAUAGAGCCAUAAUAUUUUCACAUUAUGAUGAUCUGCGAGGUGAAAUUACGGCUUUUGUCAAUGGUGUUUGGUGGCUUUGAGGUGAGCAAUAUAACCGCGGUUUCUGUUUAAACAGAAAGUAUCUUACUCGGCCUACUCCUGUCCUCAGUGUUGUCAGGCAACAGCAAUCUGAGCCUGUCAGUGGCAAAAACAAGCACUUUUAGUGGACAUACUUCGCUAGGUGCAAUUAAAGUCUGUUGUGCGGCUCCUGGCUGAGGCGAUCAACUUGACCAAUUCUAAAACUUUUUGUACCUAAUUAGUUAUUUAGUCACCAAAAUAACAUGUAUGUAUGUUCACAAACAUAUUAAUGCUACACCAUCACAGCUCAUCUCUAUACACUGUAGCCUGUUUACAUUUUUCCAUCACUCAGCACUACAUGACAUGUUUCAUUGCUCUGAUUGGUUGUACGUCUAUCCAGUCGCGUCCAGAGGCAUUUUGGUCCAUGCCCGAUGAGAUUUUGCAGACUCAUUUGCAUUAUUGGUUAUAUUGAAGCUGGACUUUGAUAUUGGAAUGUUUUAAAUGAUUUUAUAGUAGUACACAAAAUGACAUGGAAGUAGAAAAUUCAGUCUCGUAAUAUUUUUAUGUGUUAAUUCUUUUGUAAGUGGAUUUGCAGAAUAAUUUGCAUUUUUUUUACUUGAUUCCUUUUGUUGUGAGAGUGAAUGUACUGCAAUCAUAUCUUUCACACAUGAUCCACAUUUGUCUCCUGAUUUAGCAUCCCUCGUUUUUCUGUCCAGGCUUAAAUUUAAUGAUAUCUCCAUUCUGAUGUCCUCGUAUUGUGUUUGCACCCUACAUUGUUCCUGCAGAGAUUGUGUUAUUAAGGAUAUUAAAGCAAUGAGAGUCCUCAGACCAAUGAGGGUGAACAUCAUUUUAGUAUCUUCAACCCUGUGUUGACUUUUAGUUUCAUCUUUUGUUAGAGAAGCAUCUUGGAAUUAAUUUGUACACACAUGAAUCACCUGAUUAAUAACAAUCUAAUACAUUUAAUUAAUAUUUCAUUAUAAUUUAAAAACUUUCUACGAAUCGUGUUUGUCAGUUUCAGUAAUUUAACUGGUGUUAGUGAAGUUGGUGAAUCUUAUCUAACUUACUGUGGUUUAAAUUAUGUCCCACUUAACCCUCCAUUUGUUUCCUUUUAGUUUAGUUCAGCUUUAAGUGGCAUCCCUCAUGCAUUUGUGGGUUAACUGCUGUUAAAUAAAUAAUUUAAGGUUCUCUGAUCACACUGAUAAGCAAGUGAAAGUGUUUCCUCAGCUGUCUCUUCAGGUUAUAAAUUGCAUUCCUCUGCAGUUGCUUUAUAUAAUAUGGCUGGAAUAUUUGUAUUUGUGAAUUGAAGCUCAAAUGUACAUAGAGUUUCCUUGAAUAAUAAAAUAGUAAU
This is a messenger RNA of Chelmon rostratus (copperband butterflyfish), 2462 nucleotides long. It is a transcript of the gene fth1b, whose product is annotated as ferritin, heavy polypeptide 1b. The transcript has 5 exons. Gene Ontology annotation, cellular component: cytoplasm. Gene Ontology annotation, molecular function: ferrous iron binding; ferric iron binding. Gene Ontology annotation, biological process: iron ion transport; intracellular iron ion homeostasis. The record is from RefSeq and is a predicted model, not a curated record. Lineage: Eukaryota; Metazoa; Chordata; Actinopteri; Chaetodontiformes; Chaetodontidae. Bases 148 to 681 code for a protein of 177 amino acids.